AUGGCGGAUUCACGUAUCCAUGAAACUAUUUCGAAUAUUAUUAUUUCAAACAAUGCCAUCAAGCUUUCUACAAAGAAAACCACAGAAACAUUUCUUAAUUUGCAAAAAGAAUUCUUUGAAAGCAUUUCUACUCACUACAAACAACUGGAGACGAUUCAACAAGUGACCGAUAUCUUGUUUGAUGAUGAAAAAAUGAAAUCUCUUGUUGAGUUUAAAACAUUUACAAAUACACAGUUGGUGGUUUGUGGCUACAAUUCGGCAGGAAAAACAUCAUUUCUACAUGACUUUCUCCGAUGUGGCGCAUUUUUACCGACUGGAACUGGAGCUGUAACAGCCCGCAUUGUCAAGUUCUCGUAUGCACCAGCCGAUAAAGCAUUUAUUUGGCAGCAUGACACUGUGGAGUCAGCAUUUACUAAACAACCGUCCUCUAUACUAGUCGAAGAUCUAUCACGUUAUUUUGCUGCAAACAUAGAUAAUCGCAAAAAGAAUACCAAAGAGCUCAAAGAAGCUAUCAGGAAGCAUUUGGCACGACCAGAAUUUGAAAUUUCAUCACCGGAGUUUGCUAAGUGGGCAACCUAUUUAAUUGAAAUUCGCAUUCCAUCACCGAUACUGAAGUGUGGAUUGGAAGUGUAUGACACUGCAGGUUUGCUCGGAUACGAUGCGCCUGUUCUAGUUACAAACUUGCAGACUUUAGUCAAAGUCGUACGCCCCUCGCUCUUAUUUUUAUAUGACAAUCCAUCAUUUGCCGAUGACACGCUUAAUUGCUUCCGUACGUUGAAAAAUGCUCUUUGUCAUCUAGAAGAUACAGGUGUGUUCUUUCUCAAUACUAAAGCUGAUGCAUCGACGAUUUUGCGUGAUGCAGAGAUUGAUGAAGAUGAUGACGAACUCGAGCAAAGUGAUAUCGACAAAUUGCUUGCUAAAGAGCGAGAACGUCGAUACGAACUAUUGAUUAAUGUCGAAGCUGUGAAAGAUGAAAUGCCAAGCAACAGUUUACAGCCAACAUUAGCCGAGUGUGAUUGUUUCGAUAUAUUCAGUAUAGAUAAACCGAAUCAUCUAAUGACACAAACUAUGCAACAGACUGCAAUUGAUCGUAUAAUUAAGUUUGCUGCCGAGCGGGAUUUGCAGGGAACCAAAUAUGUUAGUAACAUCAUAUUAGAUGCCAUCGAUGCCUUCUUCGACUUCGUGCUCGUCACCAAUCGACGAUCGUUAGCUGAAUGGGACAAAUUACGAAACGAUGCAUUGACAUGGGGUGAUGCCUUUUUUCAACACUAUCGUGCUAAAAUUGAUGAAAUGGUCAAUGAUAUUGAAAAGCGGACAGUUCAAAAGUUUGACGAACGCCGUGAUGAUAUUAAAAAGAAAGCUUUUGCCAGUCAAGAUAAAUGGCACACUCCAGGAGAACUUUUUCUAAAGCUAGGAGGCUCUUUAAAAAGAGGAUUUCCGAAAGCCUCAGAUCGUGAAUACAAAAGUUCGAUUGGUUUAGCUGUUGAAGAAGAAGUGAUCAAACCGGUACUGAAACAAGUAGUCGCCAAAAUGAAAGUUGAAAUGCCUUUUCGUGAAGUAUUGAUCAGUACUGCUGACACUAGCAACUUAUGCACGAAGAGCGAAAUAUAUGCAAGAGUAGCUGCCGAAAUAAUCGGUGUUAUUUAUCUUCCUAUCACCGGACUUGUUCUUGGCCUAAAAAAACUGCUUGAUACAGGCAGCAACGAUCCCGAGCAAAUAAAGAAGCAAGAAGGAGCAAUUGAACAUUGUUUAAUUGAUGUUAAAGAUCGAUUGCCUACUUUAGGUGAACCAAUAAAAGCCAAUUUACACGAAUGGCUCGAGAAGAAUUAUGGUCAAUUCAAGCGCAAAAUAGACGUUUAUUACAACGUAGUUCAGAAAACGAUGCAACAUCGUGAGAAAGCCCACCAGUUAGGUCGCAUAUUUUCAGGACGAUUUGCACGCAUCGAAUGUCGACUGAUUGCUAAUCUUGAUUUAGCUAAAAAUCGUGGCGCAGAACCUAAGAUAGAUAAUGAAUCAUUAGGGCAUGGUGGCUUCUUUACCGUUCACGCAGCAUCUUGGAAUACCGAGCUACGUCUUGCCGCCAAGAUACUUAGUGAUCCUUUGACAUAUCCCGAUAUGGCUUACCUAGAAGCGCAUUUUCAUCGUACAGUUACACGCCUUCAAAUUGGACACAUGGCUCCACUUCGUUAUUUAUUUGAAAAAGAAGAGCCACAGACAGAUGCAGUAGCAUCUGUUGAUAAUAAACAGCUUAUUAUUCUUGUUCCUCGUUAUCAAACCAAUUUACACGCUUACCUGGUUGCAAAUAUGAGUACGAUUUCGAUCGAUAGAACACUACAGAUCGUACUCGAUAUUGCUCGUGUGAUUGCACAUAUGCACAAGUACGAACUUGUACAUCGGGACGUUAAAGCACGUAAUAUUCUCCUUGACGAACAUGAACAGGUCUUCCUAGCUGAUUUUGGUACUUGUGAGCAUAGCGCUGAGAAUACAGUCAUGAUUGCAUCACCUCCCACCCCUCCUGAAUUAUCCACAGAACAUCAGCUUUCGUAUGAAGGAACAGCACUGGAUAUCUACUCGUUGGGCACACUCAUGUAUGUAGUUGCACCUAAACAGAUGUUUCUGCAACCGACACAGCCAAUCACACAAACUGACGUGAAUAACCUUGAUGAAGCAGUUAUUCCAAACAGUUUUCGCCAACUGAUGCUUCGUUGUUUAGAUGCAGAUCCAAACAAACGUCCGACAGCGUCGGAAGUUGUGGAGCAAUUGGAGACUAUUAUGGAUCAGGUAGCUGAUGGACGGCCAUGUCUCAUAUGUUUAGAUCAGCCAAGAUAUCAACGGUGCUUUCCAUGUGGUCAUAAAACCAUGUGUAACAAGUGCCUCGUGCAGAAGCAAAGCACAGAUCUAGCGCCUGAAUGUAUUAUUUGUAGACAGGUAUUCACGAGUACGCAAGAAGAUGCCAACGUACACACGUAUGUUUUACCAGUCUAA
Molecule: messenger RNA, 2985 nt
Organism: Adineta ricciae
Lineage: Eukaryota; Metazoa; Rotifera; Eurotatoria; Adinetida; Adinetidae
Source: the annotation of a GenBank genome assembly